Messenger RNA from Colletotrichum karsti, 1182 nucleotides. RefSeq lists its product as uncharacterized. The record is from RefSeq and is a predicted model, not a curated record. The transcript has a single exon. Lineage: Eukaryota; Fungi; Ascomycota; Sordariomycetes; Glomerellales; Glomerellaceae. Bases 1 to 1182 code for a protein of 393 amino acids. Gene Ontology annotation, molecular function: ATP hydrolysis activity.
AUGUACACCAGCAAGUCUUCCUGGUUAGAGCACGAGUCGAACAGCCAUCGGAGGGUCUGGCGUUGUUUUGAGCACAAGGAUUUGUUUAAAUCGCGACAUGCCUUAAUCAGUCACUAUGAACACGCACAUUCGAACCUCAGCAAGGUGCAGAUGCAGAGCAUGUCUGAGCUUGCCGGCGUCGGCACCAAGGAUGAACGGGUAUUUUGCCCAUUUUGCCAGUCUUCGGGGCCGUUUGAGAUGACGCUCGCGGAUCAUAUGGCACUUCAUAUGGAGAGACUCGCAACCUUUGCAGCACCGAGGAAGUCGAGUGAAAGGGAUCAUGACUCGGUUCAUCGAAGUAACUCUACAGCUGCCAAUGGUGCUCGUUCCAUGUCAUCCCUCAGAUCUGUCAGCCUCAAUUUCUCCGUGGCCGAGUCUCGCGAAGACGACGUCCUCAAGCACGAGGAUGAUGGCGAGAAGUUGGAUGAUCGAGAACAGCGCUCGUUACAAGCAGCUAAGGCAGACGAAGACGCGCACAAAAAGCUGAUUGCGCAGAAGCUUCCGAACUCUUGUGGCUGGUUUUUCGAUUCGCCCGAGUUUUUCACUUGGCUGAACUACGCCGGACAGAACCUUUUUGCCUACGGGCCACCAGGCGCGGGUAAAUCUGUCUUAUCAUCGGCUGUUGUCGAGUUCCUCCAACAAGAAAUUCUCGUCAGUAAAGAUGUUUACAUCGUUGUCAUAUUUGGCGAGGCACACGAGGAAGAAACAUCCAAGGGCAUAUAUAAAGGGCUCUACUGGAGCAUUCUUAAACAGCUUGACUGGGCCUCUUGGGCCCAGAACAUCGGCAAGGAUCUCCUAGACCACCGCAAGGACAAAGACUGGCCAGACCUGGAUACAGUAUUCAAUGCUCUUAUUGAAGCGUCUAAAAGGUCACCAAGGGUAUUCGUCAUCCUCGAUGGCAUCGAAUCGAUGGGCUCUCUUCGCAGUCUCUACUCUAGAUUCAGCGCAUCGCGUGUGAACUUCCUAAUCACUUCGACACACAAAAUACCAAUCAAGGGGAACAAUACCAUUAGUCUGGAAGUCCGGGCUUCUGAUGACGAUAUAUUGAACUAUGCUAAGAGCUUAAUGGAAGCCGAGGGGUUGCUGGUUGAAGUGGUCUUAGGGAUGGAAGACCCAAUUGUAGGAUUCUCGCAGGGCAUGUAA